UCAAGUGGUUUGAACUGAUCAACAAUGGAUGAGCAAGACAACGAGACAUGUUGUCAGUCCAUGUUCAGCUCCUACUCACGGCGUCAAGGGAUUGUUGCGCUGAUUGCCGUUAUGGCCAUACUUGGAGUGUUUGGUAACUGUUUGGUCAUAGCUGCCGUGACUUUGUCCAGAAAGCUCAGGAACCCAACAAACAUGUUUGUGUUCAAUUUGAGCAUCGCCGAUCUACUGGUUUGCGGUUUUGUCUUGCCUGGGCAAGCCACGGCACUUCUCGCUGUCGAUAAUUCAAUGCCAGAUAUCAUGUGUUCGCUCACAGCUGUCUUACAGAUUCUAAGCACUGGGUGCAGCAUCAACAAUCUGGCCUGCAUUGCCAUUAAUCGCUAUCUCAUCGUGUCCUGUCGUAAAGCGACAUAUCUAAAGUUGUUCAACCGCCGACGAACUAGUCUGGCAAUCAUCCUGACCUGGUUGAUACCCGCCUGUGCAAUGGUCGUCCAGCAAGUUGUUGGCAAUGUCAAACUUGACCGCGAAUCCAUGUUUUCAUACUGCAGUUGGGUCGAUGCCAAAACUUCCGAUGCGAAAAUCAAACCUGUUGUGGUUGGGGCUUUCCUUCCGGUUCAGUUUGUCCUGAUUUGCUUUUGUUACGGCAGGCUGUUCUAUCGCAUUCGUACCCACACCAGGAGAGUCCAACACUUAGGUGGAGCCAUCAGAGUGGCCACUGUGAUGGAAGCUCAGCAUCGGUGGGCAGGACACCGGCCUGCGGGACACCGACCCAAUCAGAACCAGCAUCAAAUCAAAGUGACCAUGAACCUAUUCUGUGUGGUUUGUUCCUUUGUGGUGUGUUUUACACCUUACAUUUUUCUCUUUGUGUUCAAAAGGUCUCUAGCAUUCACCCUUGUCGCCGGUGUGUUGGCGCUGGGCAAUAGUUGUAUCAACCCCAUGCUCUAUGCUGCAAAACAUCCCGAAUUCAAGAAAGUAUUCCACUGCAUCAUUAGAGGCAAAUUUGCACAGAUACCUGGCAGGGUUACUUUCAAAUGUUUCAAUUAGUUCUUUUGUUUCUUUGGAGUGACAGGGUAAGAUUUCAAUUCAGGCGAUUCACAAUGCAGAGCGCCACCAAUAGUUUGCCA
Messenger RNA from Patiria miniata (bat star), 1121 nucleotides. Its product is annotated as melatonin receptor type 1C-like. Gene Ontology annotation, molecular function: G protein-coupled receptor activity. The record is from RefSeq and is a predicted model, not a curated record. Gene Ontology annotation, cellular component: membrane. Gene Ontology annotation, biological process: G protein-coupled receptor signaling pathway. The transcript has a single exon. NCBI's taxonomy places the organism in Eukaryota, Metazoa, Echinodermata, Asteroidea, Valvatida, Asterinidae. Bases 25 to 1041 code for a protein of 338 amino acids.